ACUAUCAUAAUAGAGGAAGGAUCUCUGGAUUCGCAUAUGAUUGUUCUUGCUAAGGUAAACAAUACUUCAACACCUGGAUAUUGUAUGGAUUUUUUUUCAUACUUAAUAUCGAAGUUAUGCAGAAGAUUUUCUUUUAAUUGUAAUUUUUUUUAUUAAUUAUUAAACAUUCCAUUUGUGGAAUAGUUUUUAAUUUUGAGGAAGUUGUUUAUAAUAAAUUGUAGGUAAGAGAAAGUGGUACAGUCUUGUCUUUAAAUAUCUAAAAAUAUCCAGUCAUCGAUUUCUUUAUUGAAAUGCUGGUGUAUUAAAGGAAUAUAUUAAUGGCAUCCUUUCCAAGGAAUUUUCACAUACAUAGAUUUUAUACCACUUUGCGAUAUAGUUCAGUGGAAUUAGUCGAUAUAUCCAAUAUAGUGCAAUGUAGUUUUCUGUUCCAUAAAUCGAUAUCGUACUUGGAUUUAAAUCUUUCUGAAUAUGCUCGCUAUCGACAGUUGUAUCGGGGUACUGGAAGUGGUCACCGAUAUUUGACCUGGAGGAAUUUCAUAAACACGGAAGAAUCUUGCCGAAAUGUUUUGAUACCUCAAAGAAAACUUUUGUAUUCUUUGCAUUUGGACAUUCCACAUGGAAGAGAAUUUAGCUUAAGAAAGGGACGUACUCCUCAUCAUUUCGAUUACGAUUCCGAAAGCAUCUUCGUGGUUGUUUGCAUCAAGGAAAAUUUCUUCAAUCCCUUAUUUUUCAGAAUCUUCGAGUUUGCUUUUGAGCAAACCUGUGAUAAACUGAAACUGAUUGGAUGGCUGGUGAACUUUGAAUCUCCGGAGUUAGCUAACCCCCCAAUGCGGAUCUUGAACCGUUUCUUGACAGAACUGUACUUGAAAUGUACUGAUUCGGAUUUAGUGAAUAAAUGUUCGAAAAAAUUUCAUCUGAUUGGAAGUCUGUGUCGCCAAGAGCAGCCAAAAAUGUUGGAAUAUUUAUUGUACCACGCCAACAAGAGUGCUUACAAUAAGAAAAAGUGUCCAUCUUCAAAACCCAGUUUUAUUGACAUGUGUAUCAGUUCAUCAUAUUUGCUUAAUGUUGGCCCUUAUCUGAAGUACAGAAACGAAGCGUGCUUUUCUUCUAACGCUUAUACACAUUUCAAGAGGUACAUGUACCUCAGAAAUCGAAAAUUGACUUGUAAAGUAUUAGAAAAACCGGAAGCUUGGAUGAGCAAGCAGAGAAAUCAUCGAUUGCUGCAAAUUCUGAUGAUAUUUUACCUCGAUUAUCCUGAUCCUUCCAUUCCCCCUGAAGUCCUACGACUUAUAUGGAGUUCAAUUCCUGAUGCCUUCGUUACUUUAGAAGAAAUAACAGACGCUUAUGGUGAAAUCCUCAGUGACAUGGAAAUCAGCGAGAUUUACAAUUAUUACACAGCUGCUAUCAGUGAAACUCCUGACUGCAGCCAGCCCCGAUCUUUGCAGCAUUAUUCCAGAACAUCAAUACGAAGAACUCUCUACCGGAGCAAUCAAUGGCUGCCUGAUGGUAUCAGUCAGCUAUGUCUACCAAAUUGUCUUCAGUCCUUUUUAAAUCUUGAAAUGCAGCAAUAUACGGACACUGAUGACUCUUUAUCGGAAUAAAUAGUGACAGUUAUUUCUAUAAAUCUCUCAUCAAUUGUUUCUGUGAAUUAUCUGUAGCUUAAUUCCUGAUGCAUUCUUCAUAUUACCUGAGAUGAUAGAUCUCAUAGAAAUGCUUAGUGCCAUAGAAAUUAGUGAGAUCUACAACUCCUUCAUGGCUAUUAUUGGUGAAAUCAAUCAAUCCAGAAAAUCUCGAACUUUUUUAUAUUAUUCCAGAACAACGAAACGAUAAAUUAUUUUUCAAAGUGGGUUACACUCAGCCAGUUAUAAGAUUGCAGUAAGUCACGCAUGCGCAAAAAGAAGAUUGCGCAGGCGCUGAGAAAGCGGACAAUAGCAAGUUCUUGUCACGACGGGACAAAUGCUGUGUGUCCACCACGAGAACACUUCCAAACAAAUGUCUACAUUUAAGGCUGUCGCAAAAGAAACAGGUUACAAUAGGAAGAGUUCAUUUCGUAUUGGUAGAAAUUCAUUCAAAUUUCCACUAGAGCGUUUAACACCAAAUCGGCGAUAUUUAUUAAUAUUGUAUUUACUUUUUGAAAGUAAAUUAAAAAAAAUGACUCACUAAGCUGAAAAUCAUUUGAAUACUCGAAAUAUUGAAAAUAUCUGACAUUCUUGUCAAAGUGCAAUGCAAAUCAAAUAGAAAAACUGAAUAAUUAUUUGUAUAUCUAACGACUGUUCAAGAAAAAAAAUAAUUAAGAAUUCUAAAGUAGAAUCAUGCAUGACAAAUAAAAAUGUAGCGUCUUCAUUUCACUUGUUUUAAAUUUAUGUAAGUAAUUAAUACCAAAUUCUCCGGAGCAAAUGUGAGGUAAUCAGUUCUAAUUUAAAAUUAGUAUAAUUCAUUAACAGUAGUAUAAAUAAUUGUAGUUAUUUCAGAAUUUUUAUAUAAAUUUGCUUAUAUUCUAAUAUAAAGUAAAAUGUUUAUUAUUAAAUAUGCUUGAGUCGUUUCGAAAUUUAUAUUUAUUUAUUUUUUCUGAAGUAUGUACUAUUUUCCGAAACAUAAAAUUAACAAUUACCAUGCUAUCAAUUUUUAAAG
Argiope bruennichi is the source of this 2631-nucleotide messenger RNA. RefSeq lists its product as uncharacterized. Bases 318 to 1601 code for a protein of 427 amino acids. Gene Ontology annotation, biological process: intracellular signal transduction. The record is from RefSeq and is a predicted model, not a curated record. NCBI's taxonomy places the organism in Eukaryota, Metazoa, Arthropoda, Arachnida, Araneae, Araneidae. The transcript is spliced from 2 exons.